UAAGAGUAAAUCUAAAAACUGAAAGAGGGCUGAUGUCGACGUAAGGAAGUUCUUUACUAUAUGGUGGUGUGACAGAGAACCGGGUUGCCUGUGGAAGCCGUGGAUGCCCCUUCCACGGAAGGGAAGCUAGAUGGGGCUUUGAGCAGCCACGUCCGGUGGAAGGUGGCCUUGCCUAUUACAGGGAGCUUGGAACCUUAAGGAUCCUUAAGGUCCGUUAUAGCCCAGACCAUUCUAUAAUUCUCUACCCUGUUAGAUCACGAAAAAAACCAACCCAACCAACCAAAACCCCAAACAAAACAUACUUUGUUGUUAAUGUUCCAUGCCCUGUCAGAACCAAACCCCCAGCUGGGAUGGUGAUCUGUUGCACUCAGGGAGGUGCACGCUUGGAGCAAGGGCACGGCAGGAAGGGUGGUGAUGGGCUCCAAUGGCUCCUGCCAGAGCAACUCCGGUGCCUGCCGAGGAAAAGCCAGCAUCUGUGAGGCUGUUGUUGCCACCCGAAGGAGCAGAGGGAAGUUGACCAAGCAGGGUUUAAGCCCUGUCCCCAGCAUAUUGAGACCUUUCCCUGACAAGGCUGUCCUUUGCAAGUUAAUACUUGGAUAAGGUCCUAUUUGUCAGCAUGAAAGGACAAACUGCACGCUGUGGUUGGAAAUCUGCACCCCAAAAGCAGCUCUCUCCCUGUGAUCGAUAUAAGCACACCUGUGUUAUUUGCAGAGGAUUUGUUUAUCUCUAUGGAGGAAGGAAUACUACCAGUCUUAGGGAUUUUUGGAGGUAUGACAUAGUGAAAAAUGAAUGGGAAAUGCUGGACUGCUCAAGAGAUGGUCCAGAAGAACUGGAAGAGCAUUCAAUGGUGGCUUAUAAGGGCACCCUGUGUAUUUUUGGUGGGAUGGUGGACUCUGCUUUCACGCAAGCAAAAACUCCUCUCUGGAUAUAUGACAUUGAUUCUGCAAGAUGGACAGAGUGCUGUAACGUACCAGCAGAGACUGAGAGCUCGGCUCCAACUAACAGAAAAGGUCACAGUGCAGUAGUGUACCACUCCAGCAUGUACAUCUACGGGGGGUACGUUGGCAUCAGAGGCAUUUCACAGGAAUUUUGGACUUUCCAUCUUGAUACCAAAAAAUGGUUGUGCAUUUCCACCCCAUCUGACAGUUCUGGCCCAGGAGCUCGGCAUGGCCAUUCUGCAGUUGUUUAUCACACAGGCAUGUACCUCUUUGGAGGACUGAUGGGACUGACUGAACAGAAGGACUUAUGGAAGUGGGACUUUGUAAGCAGCAGCUGGUCCAACGUCAGAACAAGCCUGGGACCUUCUCCGGUAGUAGGUCAUGCUUCAGUAGUCUUCAAAGACUCAAUGCUGGUUUUUGGUGGAGGGAUUUCAAAUUCCUGUCCUAAUGAUGACCUCUGGAAGUACCAUUUCCAUACACAGACAUGGAAGAAGCUCAGGAGCACUACAAAGGCAAACUUUUCUCCUAAGAUGUACCACUGCAUUGUGGGCAUUGGUGUUGAUUUCCAAACUACCUUAGAUUUCACUAAUACACUCCCCAGCCGUUGGAAGAGUGCACAGAAGGACCAUCACCGGCUGGUGACCAUCCCAAAGCACACUCGUUUCUGCAGUUACUUCCGUCAACAGCCAGCAUACCAAGCCUUCAGCAACGAGGAAAGAAAUGCAAUUGAGAUGAAAACCUUCAGUUUGCCUCUGGAGCCAGCAGGGUUUUGUGCUUUUCAAUCCACGUCAGAGGCACAGCUGGACCCAAACAGGGCAACAAAUAUUGAAUCGAAGGACAGGUCUCUAUGUCUGUUUGUCUCUUCAGAAAAAAAGACUUUUGCUGCUGCUGAGGUUAUGGAAGAGGAGGAAGAAACCAUUGCUGAGGACUCAACUGCAGUGAAUGAUGUUAACUGUAAUACUAAUGUGCUGCUGCUCAUCGGAGGCAAACCUUUGUCCAGCUUCUCUGAGAUCUCAUUCUGGCAAAUGGAGUUUGAUACCUUCUAAUUGCUUUGAUUACAGACUGAAAGAAUAAAUUUCCACCAAUGUGCCAGUAGGUGGUAAACCAACUGCUUGCCACUGUCUUCAGUUUCCUAUCAGUAUGCUGGGAAAAAAAACCCUAAACCUUCUCAUACUUGCUGUGAACUGGUGUUUUACAACAUGAGAAAAAAAAAAAUCUAUAUUUAAGUCACAACUUGCAUGCAAGUUGCAGUUUCCAAGAGGAGGCUGUUGGAAUACUGCUCUUCUGUGUUACAUUUCUUCUGGUCAGUUUUUAGCCUUUCACAUUACUGUAGCUGAUGCUGCCUCACAAGUCAGUACUGCAGGUAACCCCCACUGGCUCCACAGUGGCCAUUUCAGGGGCAAAGCCUGCUCGUUCUGCACCCAUGGACCUGUAUUUGCAUCAAAUUAGUCCAUGUUAUGGUCAUAUUGGAGGGGUUAAUGGCAAUGUUUUCUAAGUUUAAGAGUUUGUUUUCUUGAGAGAGUCUUUUUUUGCACAAAUGUAUUUACAGUUAAGAUGGCCUGUAACAAAGAAAUCCAUCAGACAAGUUAAGUAAAUGGAGCAUAGAAGAUACUCAAGAUGUGCACCUAAAACUGAGGAGGUGAAACCAACAGGUUCGCCCCAAAAACCAUGUGCGACAUCCAGAGUAAGCACAUUACACCUGGAAGAACAAAACAGUUUCCCAGUGAAUGCUGUUUAAUGACUGAGCACAGGAUAAAAAAGGGUUUGACUUUGUUGGAAAAAGAAAGGGGAAGGCUUGACAGCAAUGGCACAAAUAAAAGCUCUUGUGAUUGGUAACUCAGA
Molecule: messenger RNA, 2780 nt
Organism: Pogoniulus pusillus (Red-fronted tinkerbird)
Lineage: Eukaryota; Metazoa; Chordata; Aves; Piciformes; Lybiidae
Product: leucine-zipper-like transcriptional regulator 1
Exons: 8
Coding region: 617-1984 (455 amino acids)
Molecular function (GO): protein binding
Source: RefSeq, a predicted model, not a curated record